This is a messenger RNA of Polyodon spathula (Mississippi paddlefish), 1803 nucleotides long. RefSeq names its product BAG family molecular chaperone regulator 3-like. Gene Ontology annotation, molecular function: adenyl-nucleotide exchange factor activity; protein-folding chaperone binding. Gene Ontology annotation, cellular component: cytosol; nucleus; cytoplasm. NCBI's taxonomy places the organism in Eukaryota, Metazoa, Chordata, Actinopteri, Acipenseriformes, Polyodontidae. The record is from RefSeq and is a predicted model, not a curated record. Gene Ontology annotation, biological process: protein stabilization; muscle cell cellular homeostasis; negative regulation of striated muscle cell apoptotic process. The transcript has 4 exons. The annotation marks the transcript as partial.
ACAAACGAUCCUCUUCCCCCAGGCUGGGAAAUUAAAAUUGACCCUCAAACUCGAUGGCCUUUUUUCGUUGAUCACAACAACAGAACAACAACCUGGAACGAUCCCAGACAUGAUCUAAAAGAGGAAAGGCAACUAUCAUCCAAUGGACCCUCCUUGUCACCGCAGUCCUCCCAGGAUGGCCGCCAGCAUUAUGUCAGGGAGAUGCAGUACCCCAGCCUGCGCCAGGGCUACAUCCCCAUCCCCAUCGCCCACGAGGGCCUGGAGCACCGGCCUCUGCAGCAGCACCCCUACUACUCGUACACACAGCCCAGCAUGCACAGGGUUAAAACAGAGGCCCAGGCCCCUUCCCCCACGCAGGCACACACAGGACGGCCCACAUCUCCCGUUAGGUCCCCUUUUGAAGCGUCUCCCUCUGAGCCUCACUGUGGACAGGCAGGAACAGCUGCCUGCUGCCAGGGCCCGCUCUCACAAGGACCUGAGCCCCAUGAGCACCACCAUCAUCAUGACCCCCACCCCCAGGACUGCUCCCAUGCAGCCCCUGCUCAACAGCCUGGGAGGCCCUGCAGCGCAGGCCCCCAGCUCCUGCCGGGCUACAUUUCCAUCCCAGUGAUCCAUGAAGGGGCAGGAGGGCGGCUUCAGCCCCAUCUAUCACACCAGCAACCCCAGGCCCCCCAGUGGCCCCAGCACCCUGAGUACCAGCCCGUCUACCACAGUGUGCAACCAGAGGACUGGGCUUACCAGCCCAGCCUCUCACAGAGUACCCGAGACCGGCCAAGCCGUGAAGCAUCGCCCAUCCGCAUCCCCCAGCAGUUGAGGGCCCAGUCCCCAGUCCGGGUGCACACCAUGGAACCACAGGUGCAACACCAGAUCCCUUGUCAAGAGUCACCUCCCGGGAUGCACCGGGAGGAACGAGGCGGCCUGUGCGGGGUGGACAUCCCGGUUCAGCCACUUUACAAGGAGUGUGACCUGAGACAGUCACUACCCAUGCCUGAGAAGACAGGGGCCAAGAUUUUUGCGACAACAAAGAGUGUCCCACAGGAAAUGAUGGCUGCCCCAGAAGAGGUUCCUCCUCAGAAGCCAGAAGAACCAGAAGAAUUGUCACCAAGCCACCCGGGCCUGGCUAAGGUUCAGCAGAUUGUUGAUAGGGUUCAGAAACUGGAGGAAAAAGUCCAGAACUUUGAAGGAAAGAAAUACGACAAGCACUAUUUGAUGCUGGAAGAGUUCUUGACUAAAGAGCUGCUGGCCCUGGACUCUGUGGAUCCCGAGGGGAGGAUUGAUGUCCGUCAGGCCCGGAGGGAUGGGGUCAGGAAGGUCCAGAACAUUCUGGAAGGACUUGAACUGAUUGCCGAACAGCAGAAGCAUAGUGAGCAAUCCAACCAACCAGAAGGAAAAGGAGACACCACCAUGAUCGACCAAGUGGAGUCAACCACGGAGAAGGAGAUUUAUUAACAGGAACCAGCGGCCCGUAUUUUAAGGAAGAAUCAAACCUAAACAAACCUGCUACUCCUGCAUAACUUUAUGAACAGUCUUUAAAGACGCAUGCCUAAAGAAAUUUAACAACUAUUGUUUUCUACCAUCUUAUAGAUGUCUGGAAAAUGGGGAUAGUUCAAUAUAUUGUAUAUUAUAAUAAUAGCUAACAAUAUAGGAAGAUAAUUACCAAUGCCCUUGUAAACAGUAGUAUCCACUAAUAUGCAGUAGAAAUGCAUGCUUGAGUAAGGAAGAUAUGAGAAAGAGGGGAAAAGUCAUUGUUAUGAGAAACGAUACUGUUACAUGAUAAAUCCUAAAUAUAUAUAUAUAUAUAUA